UUCCAGGAGACAAAAUAGUUGAUAGAGUGAGAAGAUGACUGUAUCUUUCAGUUAGAGUGUUAUCUUUCCAUAACAGAGACCGGAUCACCAACACUAUAAAAACAAUACUCCCAUUGGAUUCUGUAUGUUCCAAAACCCUAAGCAAUCCCACCUUAAUCUUCUGUAGUAGGUAACGAAUUUUGAAUUUUGAUUAUCUGAUUGAACAAUGCCACGACAAUCGCCACCGUCACAGCCGCAGCAGCCCAGCGAACUGGAGCCGGCCAUAUGGCAAGCCUGUGCUGGACCGUCUGUGGAAAUCCCGAAGCCAAAUUCUAUGGUUUACUACUUUCCUCAGGGACACUUUGAUCAAGCGUCUUCGGCACCCAAGAAUCUCUCCAGUCACCUUCUUGCCAAACCCUUCAUUAUCUGCAGUGUUGUCUCGGUUAAUUUUCUUGCCGAUCCUCUUACCGACGAGGUUUUCACCAAGAUGGUUCUCCAACCUGUUGGUAACAACCUUCCUGUGGAAUCCUUCCAUACUCCUGCCUUUGCUCCUCCUGCUGUUGCUCCUCCGCCAAAUGACGACAACGAGGUUGUUUCGUUCGCUAAGAUUCUCACGCCGUCUGAUGCCAAUAACGGCGGGGGCUUCUCCGUGCCUAGGUUCUGCGCCGACUCUGUCUUUCCGAAGCUGAACUUUGGCGCCGACCCGCCCGUGCAGAACCUCUCUGUCACGGACGUGCACGGCUUCACCUGGGAGUUCCGCCACAUUUAUCGUGGGACUCCACGCCGCCACUUGCUCACCACUGGCUGGAGCACGUUCGUCAACAACAAGAAACUGGUAGCUGGAGACUCUGUCCUGUUUAUGAAGCGUGCCGAACGUUUGUUUGUCGGAAUUCGUCGCGCCACACGUUUCUCUUCUGAAAGGGCCAACUGCCCGAAACUCAUGUUAAUUGAGGAGGAGGAGGACGAGGAAGAAGACGAAGAGAAGAUGAAGAGAGUUUUCAAGAGGGACGGGAAGGGGAAACUGACGGCUAAGGUUGUUGUGGAAGCUGCAGAAUUGGCUGCGCGACAAAUGAAGUUUGAGGUUGUUUAUUAUCCCAAGGCUGGUUGGUCUGAGUUCGUGGUGAAGAUUGAGGUGGUGGAUGCAGCUAUGAGGAUUGCAUGGAGCGAAGGAAUGAGAGUGAAGAUGUCUGUGGAGACAGACGAUUCAUCCAGGAUGACUUGGUUUCAGGGUACCGUCUCUGCUGUCUCAUCUCACGAUAAUGGCCAAUGGUGCAGUUCGCCUUGGCGCAUGCUUCAGGUUACAUGGGAUGAACCUGAAGGGCCGCGGAAUGGAAAAUGGGUUAGUCCUUGGCAGGUGGAACUUGUUUCCCCCCCACCUGCCCUUCAUCCAGCAUUCCCCCCAGCUAAAAGGCUCAGAACUGCUAAUGGUUAUGGGGUGUUGACUAAUGGAGAGGGAGGAACCUUUUCUGUGGCCGGAGUCACUAAUUCAGCAAUGGUACAACUGAAUCCGGCAUAUUUGGGUUAUAGUACUUUUCCUGCUGGCAUGCAGGGAGCCAGGCAUGAUGUAUUUUCUGCAUCAAGUUUUCCCAGUUAUCCAAGGGACUUGUCUCAUCUGUGUAUCGAUAAUUCCUUUGGAAACAACACAUUUUCAAGGCAGAAAAAUUUGCCGACAGAACUACAUGUUGGCGGCAACUCUCAAUCUGAUGAAUUAUCACCUGAUAGUAGUUUCCAUUCCUGUGUCACAGACACUCUUGGGAAUACCAACAACUCAAUAAAACCUGCGCCCGAUUCAUUUCAGCUAUUUGGUGCAGUCAUUCGGAAAGAACAACCUGUUCAAAAUGAUUUAACAGGCACUGGUUGCGCUAUCACAGGAGAUAAAGCCCCUGGCAGAUGACGAUUCUUACUAUUGAAAGUGGCUGUGAUUAUAUGAUACAUAUAAGUAGCUAUACAGGUAGGAACUUCUUUCCGGCCGGAAGCUGACUACCCUUUUGACCCUGGACUUAAAUCUCAUAUCUCACAAUUUAUGCUAUUUUUUUUCACAGAACAUUUUAUGAUAUUUCUAAAUACAAUUUUUCUUUUUAUUUGACGACUGA
Messenger RNA from Vigna angularis (adzuki bean), 2072 nucleotides. Its product is annotated as auxin response factor 17. The record is from RefSeq and is a predicted model, not a curated record. Gene Ontology annotation, molecular function: DNA binding. Bases 206 to 1873 code for a protein of 555 amino acids. Gene Ontology annotation, cellular component: nucleus. Gene Ontology annotation, biological process: response to hormone; regulation of DNA-templated transcription. Lineage: Eukaryota; Viridiplantae; Streptophyta; Magnoliopsida; Fabales; Fabaceae. The transcript has 3 exons.